GUGUGGAGGUUUGAAUUACGAGCAGGAGAGCUCAGAUUGCAAUUUUCUAUUCCUAUCCUUGGGAAUCUGGGUGUUACUAAGCUCACAGGAGCUUUCUUGGAGUAACCAUAAAAGUUGCACUGAAUGCUGGUCGCGGGUGGAUUUUCUUUUAGCGUUCUUCUUUAGCUUUUGAAAUAGCCCCAUACCCCCAUUCCCUUUCCUUGCGGAAUUACUAGUUUUGAAUAGUUGCUUCGGCGAGCAGAAGUUAAGCCGUUGAAACCAAGUAACUAUUAAAGGCAGAAUGUCUGUUUCAUGCAAAACAAUUGGCAAUCUAAAGGAGAUAAGGUUACAUUGUAUGCAUUUGUGUAUGUGUGAAUAUGUGCACACACAAACUUAGCGGCAGCGUUAACAAUGACCGGAGCAGCUCUUGAUAAGCAUAGCCGAAAAAUAGAUUUUGUUUCAUUUUUGCAUAGCUGUGUGAUGUGAUUCACCCAUUUGUGAUCUUUAAACCGUCAAAUCUUAAGACUGCAGAUGAUCUGGAAGGGAUUUAGAUGGAGUUUAAAAUUGAACAUACAUGGAACAGCCUUCCAGUGUCCCAUGAUCCAAUAAUAAUCAGCCUGAGUCCAGAAAAUACAGGAAUACUGAUGGAAUUGAAUGCUCCAUUUUUCAAUGAUCCUCCAGCCCCUCCUGGUGAACCAGGAAAACCAUUCGAUGAAUUAUGGGACUAUGAGGUUGUAGAAGCCUUCUUCUUGAAUUACCAAACCCAGCAGUACCUGGAAGUAGAGCUCUGCCCGCAUGGCCAACAUCUUGUAUUAUUCCUUUGUGGCAAACGGAAUAUCUGCAGAAAAGAGCUUCCUUUAAUAUUUGAAGUUUCAAAAACAACUACCAAAUGGAGGGGCCGUGCUCAUUUGCCUUGGAAUUUUUUUCCUCCCAACACUGACAGAUUUAAUGCAUUUGCAAUUCAUGGAACAGAUGUGAAUAGAACAUAUGAAGCACUCUAUCCUAUUCCUCAUAAUGAAGUUCACGAUAACCAGAAACCUGAUUUCCAUUGUCUGGAAUAUUUUAAAAAAAUCAGUUUCAAACAAUUAAUGGGAGAAGAUUGGAAACAGAUUGAAUCAGACAUGUGGAAAUCAUGCAUUAGAUGAAAAAUACAAGAAUAUCAUGAGGAUUUGGCUGAACAAUUUUUGUGGGCAGGGAUCUAUCUUUUUAAGACUGCAGGUGAGCUUUCGUUUGAAAAAAUAGGGACAUUUAUCAAAUUAGAAUUAUUCCUACUGAAUUUUAUGGACAAGGAAUUAGAAAAGAAUUUGGAAUUUGGAAAAUAUAAUUGUUGUAAGAUUAUUCUAUAAAAAAUGGAAAUACGAUGAAAAACAUUCAGCAGAAGACUGACAUAAAAAUAACUGAACUUGCAGAAAUGAUGAAGCUGAUCAGUUUGAUGAGAGAAAAAGAAAGGGAAUCUUCUUUUUUGAAACACUGGAAGCUUUAUAUAAACUUUUUGCUGAAAGAAAAAAAUAAAUCAAUGAUUUCAGGAUAAAAAGGGAGAAAGUGGAUAAAAUAUUACUUGAUAGAAAGGUACAAUUGUAUGUUUUCUUCUUUCAUUUCUUGAAAUUUUUCCUUACUAUCUUGUUUUGUAUAUUUUUACUUUUAUUACAUUGAAAUAUAUGUGAGUAUGUGUGCACAUGCAUGCAUGGACACUUAACACAGCUGAUUUACUUCUUUUAAGCUUUUAUAAAGAUGACAAAUUAAGCUACUGUAACAGGCAGAGGUGAACUAAUUAUUAGUUACUAAUAAAAAUAAGUCAGGGGCAUUAACCUCUAUUUCUAAUGCAGAUUAAGGUAGAUUAUUGGACACAGUUGAUUUUCUUAUAGUACUAGAAAGUCUAUAGUGGAUUAAAUGGAAGAGUCUUGGCAUCAGGAAAAUUUAUAUCGUAUAUUCCAGCAUAUAAGGCGACCCUGCGUAUAAGACGACCCCCGUCUUUGGCGCCGAGUCACAUGCCUAGAAAAUCGUCUUAUACGCCGGAAACUACCGUAAUUUCCGGCGUAUAAAACAACUUGGUGUAUAAGACGACCCCUGACUUCGGUGCCGAUUUUAACACUUGCAAAAGUCGUCUUAUACGCCGGAAAGUACGAUAGAUAAUGUUUAUGCAAUAUGUCUAUAUUUUUAUAAUAAAAUAAUUUUAUCAGUACCUGGAAUCAUGUAAAAGUUUUGCUUCCUUUCAUCUCUGCAUUUUAUUAUUAUUUAAAUAAAAUCAUUUCAGUUUA
Messenger RNA from Crotalus tigris (Tiger rattlesnake), 2237 nucleotides. RefSeq names its product chromosome unknown C4orf33 homolog (gene CUNH4orf33). The record is from RefSeq and is a predicted model, not a curated record. The coding region runs from base 531 to 1124 and encodes 197 amino acids. The transcript is spliced from 6 exons. Lineage: Eukaryota; Metazoa; Chordata; Lepidosauria; Squamata; Viperidae.